This is a messenger RNA of Magallana angulata, 4261 nucleotides long. Its product is annotated as ubiquitin carboxyl-terminal hydrolase 38-like. Gene Ontology annotation, cellular component: nucleus; cytosol. The record is from RefSeq and is a predicted model, not a curated record. Gene Ontology annotation, molecular function: cysteine-type endopeptidase activity; cysteine-type deubiquitinase activity. The transcript is spliced from 8 exons. Lineage: Eukaryota; Metazoa; Mollusca; Bivalvia; Ostreida; Ostreidae. Gene Ontology annotation, biological process: protein deubiquitination. Bases 78 to 2867 code for a protein of 929 amino acids.
GUUUCGAUCAAGCUUGUAUUUAACAUUGAUUAUUUAUUCGAUUCACCAGUUAGUCAGUUGUAACUAAACUUAAAAAAAUGGAUGCCAUACUAAAUGGGAUACUAACUUCCCAGCAUCCUGAUGCUUUAAAGAAACAACUAAUCACGAAAGUAACAGAAAACAGCUCCAAGCCUCAGCCAGUACGCGUGAUUCGAUCUGUGCUAGAGAUCUCCUCAUCAUGGUUUCUACAGGGAGAAUCGGACAUUGCAUUGACGGAGGGUUUACAAGUGUAUAUGUCAUGGGCAAAAUACAAUCUUACAACAUUUGAAGCUUUCUUUGACAGGGAAUUUCUGCUCUCUCUAUUUUCUUAUAAAGGUAAACAUGAGGCUAAUGCUGUACUUCUGCUUGAAGUCAGCAUGGAAUUGCUUCAGAGGUCUUCAUCUUACUCGGCACAUGUCCAUGUGGUCGAGGCGAAGGCAAUCAGUUAUGUGAGAGAACAUCCAUCUAUUGACUGCUUAACUAACUUUGUUAACUUCUUAUUCAAAUUCAAGGAGUGUUUACCAAAAGGUGACUUUGUUUCAACUUUCUGUGUAUCCCUAAUAAACUCAAUGAGUCUUUGUUCUAUUUCUGAGGACUCAGGGCCUGAAAAUGUCAUUGUGUACAUUAGGAAUGUGGAUAAAAUUUGUUCUCUUAUUCAUAAUUUAUGGAACAAUGCUGACUCUGAAGUGAUUCUAGAAUCACUAAAAGCCAUUUUUGGAUUAAUAUCAGCUUUAGAAGAAACAGAACCUUCAAUUUGUUUGGGUGCAGUUGUGCGGAACAUCCCAGAGGAAAUGAUUGAAAUUAUUGUGAAAUAUGCCAUAAAUUCAGACAUUGACAGUGCAAGAAUGACAACAGCACUGCAAAGAGUGGUGGAUUGGGUUCAGUGGCCGACGGCUACUAAUGUUCACUUGUGGAUAGUCAGGUUUUUCCGGAGUCUGGCCAUGGCCAAAAAGUACAGCAUUCUCAUAAAAGUCACAGAAAAUAAAAUUGAACAGGUCUGUCAUAAUCUAAAGUUUGUGGCUGUCAGGGAUGGAGCAAUGAGUGUACUCACCCAGAUGUUACUAGGGUUUCAACACUCACCUGAGCCUUUUCACAAGAUAUUGCCUGAGAUAGUGAAAGUGAUAGACAUCUUGAAAACUGAGAAUGAGACUGUAUUGAAGCAGCUCUCUGAUCUGUUACACUGUUGCUUCUUUCUCCACGCGGGAUACCCAGACCUGUAUGAUCCGAUAUUGGAGGCUCUAAAGGGAAUUCCAGCCCCUAGUGCAGAGGAAAUAAAAUCUCGUUUGGAGGCAAGUCAGUGGCUGACCCAGAAAUCAGGAGCAUCGAAAUAUGUGUCCAAAGUCACUCAGAGGUCAGAGACUGGAAAGACAGGGCUCUUUAACCUGGGAAACACCUGCUUUAUGAACAGUAUUAUACAGGCCCUCUUUAUGUGUGACAGCUUUAGGAGGGACACACUGUCAUACCAAGCCACCGCAGAGCAGCCGGUCAUCUCCCAACUACAACAGGUGUUUGCUUUCCUCAGCCAAACACGGAGACCUGCCUAUGCCCCCAUGACUUUCUCCAGAAUGUCACGACCCAGUUGGUUUGUGGCGGGCCAUCAACAAGAUUGCUCCGAAUAUCUCAAGUACUUACUGGACCAAGUCCACGAGCAGGAGCGAUCACGUCAGAAAAAGGAGAAACUAGCUCAGGAGUCAAAAAGUGCCAACGAUGGCAACCAAACUGAUACAGAGACAGCUACUACUGUAGAUAGUUCCAAGAAGUCACCUGUGAUACGAUCUUUGAUAGAGGACCAUUAUGGAGGGAUGAUGGUGACUACCGUGACUUGUUUAACCUGUAAAACCAAGUCCUCUCGUACAGAGGAAUUCAAUGAUAUCCCGUUAGCCUUUCCGGAGUAUAAGCCGAUAGUGAACCAGGACAAGGGUGAUGAGUCUGAUACAUUGCCUAAUACAAAGUGUUUACACCUUAAUGACCUGCUACAACAUUACCUGAAGCCAGAGAUGUUGACCGGGGACAAUCAGUACUUCUGUGAUAAAUGUGGCUCACUUCAGGAUGCAGAGAGGAAAAUCUCCAUCACUCAGCCCCCUGAACAUUUGAUCAUCUCCCUACUAAGGUUCUCCUAUGAUCCGAAAAUCCAUGCCAGGUCAAAGAUCUUUCAAGAGGUCAAAUAUCCACGUACCCUGAUUGUACCCAAGGAUCAGACGUCGGAGACGAGGAGUGACAACCCUAGGCGGUCACUGAGGAGUGCUGUGUCCCGCCAGAUAGAAAAAUGUGGGGUGAACACCACAAAGGGGGAGGUGUAUGGACUUAAUGCAGUUGUGGUACACUCAGGGACUUCCUCAGAGUCGGGCCAUUAUUACACAUAUGCCCGCCAUUCGCUGUUCCAGGAUCCAGAGGCUGUGAUGGAAAAUCUGUCGGAGUGUACAGAUGAGGACAACAUAGACUUCCUCCAGGACAAGUGGUACUCGUUCAAUGAUAGCCGUGUGUCGUACGCUCAGUACAGCUCCUUCUGUAGUGUCACUCAACGCUUCACGAAAGACACGGCCUAUGUUCUCUUCUACAAGAGAAUCGAUCCCCAGAACAGUGAGAACGAGGGAGUGGAUCUCAAUAAGUCUAUAAAACCAGCAGAAGUAGAUCCUCCCCUUCAAGACAGACUGAGACAGCUGGUCAGCAAAGAUAAUGCUCAAUACCUACAGGAACAGGAAAUGUCCGAGCUAAAGCGUGCUUCCAGGAAGAGGCCGGUCUCCCAGACCACGUCUUCAUGGUUCUACAAACCAGACGAGGAUCAGGGACCCCCUGGCAGCUGUGGGGGGUCCUCAUUCGACAGUAGCGGACCAAGAUUUGUGUUUUAAUCAGGACUUUUGCAAUGUUUUUAUAAAUUAUGCUUAAGGUAGAAUUAGCAAAUUCUGUGUUCUUGGUGCCAACUUUUUCUCCCAUUAGUACAUGUACUAAUGCUCACAAAUUUAUUUUCAAAACAUGUUUUUUCCCCAUUAGAUAUUAUUUUGAUUUUCUAAAAUGAUACAUUUAGUACCGGUAUUCAAUUCAUUAAUGAAAUAUCAAACCAAUUAUUGCUGAUUACGUUACUGGUACUUGCCAUAAAGCCUGUAUAUAGUCUAGUUGCUUCUUCUACAUGUUACGGUGAUCAUCACAUGCUUUGCUACAUGUGUUUAGUUUUCUUGCUUGUUUCCAAGGAUUGCUUAUGGACUGAAUUUUAAUUGAAAACAAACCAGUGUGUCUGUGAUAUUAUGUUAGCCUGUUCAUUAUUGCUAUAUGUUUCUGUCCAUCAUCGUUCGUCAGGCGGCCACUUCAGGACAUCAAGCAGUCAAACUGUUGGCAUAAUUGUAAUAAGCAUUAAGCUCCUUAUCAAAAUUGUAAAAAUUAAUGGCAUCAGGGGUUCUGGCACAGGGGUGGGGUUGUUGUGUUAGAGUGGGGCUCUAAUGAUUAUAUACUUGUGAAAAAGCAUUAAAUCUUUUAAAAUCUUCAUUGCUCCUGAAUAUUAAGCAGAUGAACUAAAUGUAUAAGUACAUGUAUAUAGUUAAGAUAAGGAAGAGUGCCUCUUCCAAAAUCGUGAAGUUCAUGGCCCAUGGGUCAGGGGUUCUGGUGUUAAGGUGGGGCUUUAAAUGAAUGCAGUAAUUCUUUUAAAAUCUUCUCCUCUGCUACUGAGUAUUAAUCUAAUGAAUUAAGUGCCUCUUCCAAUUGAAUUUCAUGGGGUUCUUGUGUUAGGGUUUGGCUCUAAUGAUUAACUGAUUAUUUUUUUGCACUUAUGAUUUGUUUAAUUAUGUCACUACGUAAUGCUACAGUUUUGAAAAUUUUUUUUUAGAAUUUAUAAAGAUUUUUGGAUAGAACAAUUCUGGAAUAAUAAAACUGAUUUAAUUACCCCUGUUAUUAUAAUACACAUCAACAUACAUUGCAAGAGCCACACUGCAGUUACUCAGGUGACUGAUACGGCCCAAGGGCCUCUUGAUCUUGUUAAGGAGCCUGUAUCGUCCCUGUCAUAUAUCAGUAGUUAUAUCUCAUAACUGAGUUUCUGCUGUCAAAUAUCAUCAUUUGUUAGUUCCCCUGAAGGAGGCUUUUAUGGUUUAUAAUCAGCAGUUAGCUUUAUUCUAUGAAGUCUUUUUCCCAUAUUUCAGCAAACUGCUUUAUUGGUGCAAAUUAAUCUAUAUUUAGCAUGAAAUGUAUUGAUGCAAUUACAUAUACUGGUAUAUUAAACUUUAAAUUGCAACAAAAUACUUGUUUUUACUUUAGG